This is a messenger RNA of Cooperia oncophora, 612 nucleotides long. The record is from the annotation of a GenBank genome assembly. Lineage: Eukaryota; Metazoa; Nematoda; Chromadorea; Rhabditida; Trichostrongylidae.
AUGUUGAAAGGAGGUAACGACCAGUUAGGGGUCAUCUCUGACUUUGACUUCACCUUGACGCGUUCUGUUGAUCACGAUGGAAUGCCUUGUUUUAGCAGCCAUAAUGUGCUUAAUCAACUUCUAUAUGCUCUCCACCCAGAACUUGAAGAAGAGGAUUUAUUGCAGAUUCGCGCAGUGAACACUAAAUAUUUGGCUAUAGAAUACGAUCCAAGGCUAACGAAAGAAGAAAAAGUGCCUUAUAUGAUAGAAUGGUGGACGAAAGCUCACGAAAAAUAUAUAUCGUUUGGAGUUCGUCGUGAAGAUAUGGAGCAAUUUGUUGUGAAUGCAAAAAUUGAAUUGAGAGAUGGAGCUGACGCCCUUGUCAGGCAUCUCGCUAGCUCGUCUAUCCCAUUGCUUCUGUUUUCCGCUGGCGUUGGCAAUGUUAUAGAAAUAUUUCUACGACAUCAGCUAGGCUAUAUUCCGGAUAAUAUCCAUAUCAUUUCGAAUAUGUUGUUAUUCAACGAGGAAGGAGUGGUGAGCGCCUGUUCCGAGCCACUAAUUCACGUCUUUUGUAAAGAUGCUUCUGUAAUACCUAAGAAUGCUCCUUUCUAUGAUGACAUAGCGCACCGGUGA